Molecule: messenger RNA, 6705 nt
Organism: Anopheles arabiensis
Lineage: Eukaryota; Metazoa; Arthropoda; Insecta; Diptera; Culicidae
Gene: Cdk5alpha
Product: bromodomain-containing protein DDB_G0280777
Exons: 6
Coding region: 1294-3024 (576 amino acids)
Biological process (GO): positive regulation of cyclin-dependent protein serine/threonine kinase activity; activation of protein kinase activity
Cellular component (GO): cytoplasm; protein kinase 5 complex
Molecular function (GO): protein kinase binding; cyclin-dependent protein serine/threonine kinase activator activity
Source: RefSeq, a predicted model, not a curated record
CGGCUCAGUCAGAACGAGAGUGUCUGGUCGGUCGGAUUUUCUUUCGGUGAACCCGCUCCGGUCCGGUCGCUCUUAGACGGUAACAGUGACGGUAGAAGUGGUGUUACAAACAGGCACUUGUCUGUGUUUCUGUGUGCGUGCGUGUGUGUGUGUGAGGAGGGUUGUGGUUGUGCAGCAGAAGAGUGGGUGUGGAUGUGGUGUGGGCCCUCACCUCCAGGGGAGUGCAGUGUAUGGAAACAAUAGAUAGCUGUUCGAUUGUUUUGCUCACUGAUUUUUAUUGUUGCGAAAGGGUGAACCUCUCCCCACCCCGCCCCGCACCACCAGUGGGUUAAAAAGUGAAGGACAUCUCUACCGCCUCUUCUGAAAUAUCCUUAGUACACGUGUGUAUGUGAGUGUGUAAUAUAAAAGAAUGUGAAUGAAAGACAACAAGACCUAAGGCAUUGGAGGAGCCCAAAACACAGCGAGAAGAUUCAGGCUUUAGUUUCCCAGCUUUAAUAUAUUUUCCGAUUUAAACAAACAAACUUCGCGUUUACUUUUCUUCACGGAGAUUCGUGGUACGCUUUGCAUGUGUGUGUUGUGUGUUUCUGUGCUCCACAUAUCACGUGCACGCGUGUUAGUGCGACGAUAAUGCUGAUAAUGCAGUGAAAAUAGUUUUCGAGUCCUGUAGGAGAGCCACACCAACAAGAGAAAAGAAAAACAAAACCAUAACUAUCUCGCUCUAUAAGUGUGCGUGUGUGUGUGUUUGUAUGCUGAAAAUCUCAGUCAAGGAAAAUCGAUAAACGUAGCGAACCGAGCGGAGUGCGGGAAUUCGUUUCGUUUCGCGGGAAAACGCAAGUGUGUGCGUGAGAUAAAGAGGGUGCGUGCGUGUGCGUAUGUGUGUUUGUGAUAGUUUGGUGAUUUUCCUUUGCUCCUUAUGAAUGGAAAGGGCUGUCCAGCAAUCGGCAGCAGCUACGUAAUCGAAUUCAGCAUCGGAAAACUUUAACAGAUACGCAAGUACACGCGUGUGUGCGCGCGCGCGCAACCAGGAUAACAAAACGCUUCGACACCAAUACAAACGAGCGCACGUGAUCCCUUCGGGCGACACACGGAUUUACUCAGUGCAAAUACGUAAUCAAGGAAGUUGAAAUAGAAAUCGGCGCUGUAAAAACAUAAACACGAAAAAAUCCAAUUGGAAAAUACCACGCGAGUGAUCAAACUAGAAAAAAAACAAGUCCUUCGUCCAGUAGGACCUAUCUAAAAGCCCACGUUUCGUUCGUUCCUUCCCGAAGGCAAGGAAAGGCAACACAGCAAACCAUGGGCACGGUACUGAGCUUUAGCCCCCGGGAGCGUCGGCCCAUCUACUCGACGCACCAUCACAGCGCCGGCACGCUGUCGUCCUCGAACUCGGCCGACUUUCCGCUCAACAACUACUCGUACGAGCAGCUGAACAAUGCGAAGAAUCGCGAGAGCGCGCAAACGAAACCGCCGAACCUGAUACAAACCGUGCCUAACAACAGCCAUGGGCUGAACAUGAGCAAGGACGACUGCAAGAACAACAACAAUCCCGGCUCCCAUGGCAACAACAACAACAACAACAACAGCCACAAUGUCGGCUCGGGGAAUAAUAACCAUAGCAACAACAACAACAACAACAACAAUACCAGCAACAACCUGCUGCUGCUGCAGCAGACGCACCAGAACAACAUCAUGACCGGCAGCGCGAACAUCAACAACAUCAACAACAACAUCAGCGGCGGCAACAACAACAACGGCAACAGCAUACAGGAGCGCAACAACAACAACAACAGCAACCACAGCAACAACGCGGACAGUGCGCGCAUCCUGUCCGAGAAGAAUGCGCUCGAGAAGAACCUGAAGAAGCAUUCGCUGUUCAUCAAUGCGCUGUCGUGGAAGCGACUGGCGGCGUCGCACGGCAAGAAGAAGCUGGACAACAACAAGAACAAGUCGGCCAAUCUGGCCACGGCCACCAGCUUCCGGACGCCGCUGACCGACACGAUCCACCCGCUGCUGGACAAGAACAAGAACCUGCAGCAGUCGCAAUCGUUCACGCAAACGAUCAGCAGCCAGCAGCUGCAGCAGCAGCAGCAGCAACCGGCCACGAUCGUGCUCAGCCAGUCGGCCGGUUCCGGUGGGCAGCCGAGCAGUGGAGCGGGCACACAGUCGGUGGUCGGGCUGGUGGGAUCAUCGGGUGGCGCUGCCGUCGGGCUUGCUGACCGGCCGCCGCAUCACCAGCAGCAGCAGCAGCAAUCGCACCAUCUGCAUCCUCACGGACAGAUGGUGGUUGCUCAGCAGCAGCAGCAGCAACAGGCGGUCUACUUUACACCGCGCGGUCCUAAGGCACUGCUGGCGCUGGAUCUGGUGCGGGCCAACAACACGAACCCACUGUCCCAGCCGGACAAGCUCGCCCAGAAGCUGCCACUGCAGCUGCCGAUGCCGCUGCAGCCGAUCGUGAACCAGCAGCAGCAGCACAACGUGCCGAUGGGCCAGCAGCUGCACCACGGGCACGGGCCAAGGAAAACCGUCAUUCAGGCAUCGACGUCAGAGCUGCUAAAAUGUUUAGGAAUGUUCCUGCACGACCGAUGCCGCAAGCUACGCGACUUCCAGGCCGGCGACGCUGUGAUGUGGCUGAGGGCCGUCGACAGAAGCUUGCUGCUUCAAGGAUGGCAGGACGUUGCCUUCAUCAACCCAGCGAACGUGGUGUUCGUCUACAUGCUCGUCCGCGAGCUGGUCGACGGCGAGGAAACGAAGGAAGCGGAACUGCAAGCCGCCGUCCUAACCUGCCUCUACCUGUCCUACUCGUACAUGGGCAAUGAAAUUAGCUACCCGCUGAAACCGUUCCUAGUGGAAGACUCGAAGGACAAGUUCUGGGACAGAUGUUUGCUGAUCGUGAACCGCCUUUCCUCGAACAUGCUGCGCAUUAACGCCGAGCCGGGCUUCUUCACCGAAAUCUUCACCGAGCUGAAGGCGUGCGGCAUGAGCACGAACGCGAACGCCGGCGGCAACCUGCCGUGCGGUGCGGCUUGACGCUCCCGGCAUCCGCGCGAGGUCGUCGUCCGGCUCUCGAUUGCCGGCCAGCAGCAGAAGUACCAGCACGCGACCAGCACCCUGCAGGAGCUGACCAGCGUCGUCUGAUGCGCACCGUAAAUGCGGGGACCAUCCCCCACUCUCGCAACCCCAUCUUGGUCCAUCUUGGUGGCGUCUCCCCGGGCAAGGGGAGUUGACGCCUAGCAGCUAGCAGAGAUGCUCAUCAUCUCAUCAUACGCCAGAAAAAGGAGGAAUCGGUGAAAGUGAAACAAAAAAAAAGGAGAUACGUUUAAUAGUUCGUUGGGAAUGUAGCAUUCCUUAUUCCAUUUAUUGUUUUUUUUAUUGGUGCGUCCUCAUCCCGUGCCCCGUCCCGUGCGAUUGCGCUGGAUAGCAAUUGGGCGAGAGCGGGUGACCUUUGUCGAAGAAAAAACUGCACUCUGCAAUUUGCCUCAACUUUAGAUCUCAUCGAAGGGUUUGAACUCGACAGAAAGCAAAUCCAACCAAAAGCUACCAAUACUCAGUAUAGUGCCAUCUUGUUCAACUACUUCAAGGAGGUAUGAAAGCAAGGCAAGAACGAAACGAAAGGACUCCCUUUCCCUCCAUUUAGGAGGGUUUGUGUGUUGCUUUCGAUCGUACAACAAAGAUCUAGUCAAAAGCAACGUUCGAAUCACAGUUCUUUAGAGAGAAGAGUAGUAAGAUUUGAUCCUUUUCCUCGUCGACUGUCCGGAAGGGUGCACAGGCACUAACGAUGGCAGUAGUAGUAACGAAAACAUAUGGGAAUACUUUUGCAAUAGUUUGAACUGGCAGCAGACAGUCACUUCUGUGAAGGGAAAGGAGGAAAUAAAGCGUAUUUAAGUCCCAUACAGAACAACAACAAAACAAAACAUACGUACCAAGCUCGACCAGAAAGUAAAACAAAACAAAGCAAGGCAACAUCAUGACGCACGUGACAUGAGAAAGUAAUGUGAUUUAAAUCUAUAAAAACAUUCGUUAAGCGGCAUUAAAUUAGCGGAACCUCACACAGACACUCGCUCGCGAGCACACAGUAAAUGGGGUAAAAUAAGGACCGGUGUGUGAGUAAAAGAAAGAGACAGCAGCAAACCGCAGCAAAUAACCCCAACAAGAAAAGUAUGAAAAACAAACGACAACAGAUAUACCAAAUAUACCGUACACUAGAUACAAAAAGAAGCAUCAGAAAAAGAAAGCAUAGGAAACCUACGGAUAAAAACACUGCCCUACACCAGUCCGACGCAAUGGAAAGAAUGUAGAAGAAUGAAGAAAACAGAACAAACGGCAAAAGGAAGGCAUAAAAACGUUGCAUGAAAUCGUUAAAAUGUUGUACAAAAUCGAACAAAAAAAGAAGAAAAACGAACAAGUUAAAUAGUAGGAACGUGUCUGUGUGUGUGUGUGUGCGAUGUGAGUUGUGAAUGAAAGUAGAAACAACCAAAAUGAAACAAGCAAGAAAAGUGGUUAAAAGAACGGUUACAAGGGGUAAGGAAGGAUUCAAUCCGGUCACAGAGAAAAGAUAAACUCAAACUUGGAAUGAAAGUAGUGCAUUUUUGCGAUUUGUGGACCUUGUUUGUCAUCUUUGGGCCCAAAGAAUUCAGGUCCAUCCAAGGCCACAAAAAAGGGGCAAAACAUUCCAUUUGUUUUUUUUUUGUUUAAAACUUCAUACAAAAGCAAAACCGGAUAUAGUAACCGAAUGAGGAUAGGAUACAUCCUGCACCGCGGUACACCGACCGUCGGAUAUUAACCGGACGAUGAGUGGGACAAGGGAUGUUCGUUUGAUCCUUUUAUCGAUCCCUUUCGCGGGUUCCAACCCUUUUUGUGUAUAUUGUAAAGUACAUGCAGUGAAUGUUAUUGGGGUUUCUUCUCUCUUUGCGUUACUGUCACGCAGCGGUUAGGUUAGCUAGGAAGGGCGUGGAUAAGUGGAGCGGAAAACCGUAGCGGAUGCCUGUAGUGUGAUAGUGUGGUGUGGUUUUAGUGUUUACUCAAACGCAAACAGGACCGGUCUGUACGGUCUGUCUGUGGUUGCUGCAAAAAAAAGCAAAGGCUACUGAUCUCUAAACGUCUCUCUAGUCAACGGAUAGUGUCGACAGUGAUGGGGACCACCCCAUGUGCGGCACAAGACAGUCAUCUACAGUGCGUAACACAAUUAUAGCACGGCUUGUUUGGUUUGUGUUUGUAUAUGGAAAAUGUUAUAACAUGAUAAAAUCGAUCAAAAAUUUGAUGAUGUAUUUUGAAUCAUACAAAAGCUCAUUCAUACUUGGUGGGGCUAUUUUAUGUUUAGUAAGAACAAAGAUUUCAACAAAAAAAUGAACAUUUACAAACCGUAAUGUUCGUAAUUCCAGAAAAAUUGGUAAUUUCUUUCGAUCUCUACAUAUCUUUUAAACAUGUUUUAAGAUAUUGCUAACAUGUUAUGGAAUAUUCAAUUUAGUCAAAAUUCAGUUGAAUGUUUAGCAGUUCACAACACGGAUUAAAUCGAUGCAAAAAAGCUGAAAUUAAAAAGAGUUUAAAAUUUUAAAAGUUUUAAAAUUUAUGCCAUAGAACGUUUUCAAAUGCAUUUUACAAUACAUUUCUUUUAUGUCAGCUUCUAAGAAACUGCUUGUAAUUAAGCACUUAUUUUUGGAAAAAGGUCUUGUGCGGUAGCUACACAAGCUUGUAGUAAGAUUUUUUUUUUGUUUUUGUAAAUCCUUCCCUAUUUGAAAAAGAUUUUGAUACUCUAUUGAUGGUGUAAAAAUGCACUACUGCAGCAUUUAUUUUUAUCAAUUUCAAUUCAAUGUUUAUCAACUUGAAUCAAAACAAACCAUACCUUGCUAUAACUGUGUUGCGCACUGUAUAACGCUAUGUGUUACAUUGUGUUACAUUGUGUUACUGUUACAUUAUGUUAUUUUAUGUUAUUACAUUUAUUUAUUUCUAAUAAGCAUGCCGUGCAAUUUAUUUGUUUUCCUACCAAAAUGAUGCUUCCGUUUAAUGCAUUCCGUCUAGAAUUAAUUUUCACAUAUCAGGAAUGUGUUUAAGUAAUGUGAUUUUUCGUCUCCUUUCGUCCACUUUCGUUUGAAUGCUUUCAGCAAAUGCUCACACGAAGGAAUGGUGGUAAUUGAUGAUAUUAAUUCACCUACUAAGCUAGUAUUUAAAUGCAAAGGUAUUGGUUUGAUUUACGACCUAAAACACAACCGCUUUACCAACGAAUUCAAUUCCGUCUCUUACGCAGUACUCACACGGGGGAAGAAGCUUACAAUUAUUAAAGCAUCCGCGGUUACGACUUACGUUCCAUACUAUAUCAUUAAAAUUUAAUUGCUACAUUUAAGAAAGGAAGGAAUAUGAUCUUUCAAUUAUACAUUUGUUCCUUAUUUUGAGUGCAAUGUUGUAAAUAGAAGUAAAUGCUACACACAAGUGAAAAAGAACGCUGAAUAGUGUGUGUGUGGGGCAAAACUGGACAGCAACUGGCUAAAAGAACGGGAUCCCACACGUGGUGUUCCACCGCAUUCCAUCCAUCCAGAAGUCGUUUCCAUUCCUUUGUUUGCUAAUUCUUAAGAUUGAUCGAUGUGCCCAGUCGGUCGCCUAAUUUACAUACAGAAUUUGCCAGGAGUUCUCAUAGUUGUGGGGCACAUUAGUGACUCUUUCUUAUGGGAAAUGAACUUUAUAUGAUGGAAAUUGGACUCUAUGGCACCUCUUUUG